ACGCCUUUUGAGAGCGGACCUUCCGGCGCGCAGCCAGGAUGGCGGCGGAGGGCUCCUGUGAGCUGCCGGUGGUGCCGGCGGCAGGGCUUGGCCUGUCCGGGGCUCCCUCCGCCUCCUGCCGGCGCUGUAGCAGCAGCUCCAGUUCGUCGUCGUCGUCCUUCUCUUCGCCUUCGUCGUCGUCCUCGUCGUCGUCGUGCGGGGGCUGCCUCGCUCCCCCGGCCCCUCCCGUCGCGGGCGGCGUGCCCGGGAAAUGGGUCCGGCUGAACGUGGGAGGUACCUGCUUCCUCACCACCCGGCAGACGCUAUGCAGGGACCCCAAAAGCUUCCUUUUCCGCCUCUGCCAGGCCGACCCGGACCUCGACUCCGACAAGGAUGAAACAGGUGCCUACUUAAUAGACAGAGAUCCAACCUACUUUGGACCGGUGUUGAAUUAUCUCCGACACGGGAAACUGGUUAUCAAUAAAGACCUCGCAGAGGAAGGUGUGCUUGAAGAAGCUGAAUUCUACAACAUCACAUCCUUAAUCAAACUUGUAAAGGACAAAAUAAGGGAACGAGACAGCAAAAUCUCACAGGUGCCAGUCAAGCACGUUUACAGGGUGCUGCAGUGCCAGGAAGAGGAGUUGACUCAGAUGGUCUCCACCAUGUCUGAUGGCUGGAAAUUUGAGCAGCUAGUCAGCAUUGGAUCUUCCUAUAACUAUGGGAAUGAAGACCAGGCCGAAUUCCUUUGUGUUGUUUCCAAGGAGCUGCACAACACCCCUUAUGGCACGGCCAGUGAGCCCAGCGAAAAGGCAAAGAUCUUGCAGGAGCGAGGUUCAAGGAUGUAACUGUGCCCCAGUAUUGAAUGCUGACAAGUUUUCCUUUGCAUCGCCACACGAAGAGCCUUGGCACCAAGAGGAUGUCGCUUGUUCAGACCAUUUCUGUAGUUCUGGAUUUUGAACCCUGAAGGUGGUGCUGCAGCUGGAGCCGGCUGCUUGCAGAUGCCUGCCUUCGGCAGCAAGAGGGGUUGUGUUGGCUCUGGUGCCCGGUUGUGCUGAUCUUAAUCCCAUGGAAAGAAGAUUUGACUUCACUCUAUGCUUUCCUUCCGAAGAGAUAUAGCAAUGCUUUGCUGAUUGUAGGGAAACGAUUUGGGUUUUAAUCAUUGUAGGCAGUUCAAGGUCAACAUACUUGGUGCUAUGAAUAAAUCACAGCCCACAUGUGGGCAGACAUCCUUAAGCAGCUCCAGUUGACUGUGGCGGCUGCUGUACAUUCCUUGGGGAUCUAUUGUAAGAAUGCACUAGCCCAGUCUAAGGGAGGGGUGCAUCUUCUUACCCCUCCCGACCCUGCUUGCUUCAGUACCCAGAGGGUAUUCUCUUCUUGGGAAGGUGGUCUUAUUUUGCCCACAUCUCUAGGGACAGCCUUCCUCUCCAGGUAACUUGCUCCUGCAAAGGUUAACCUCCAAUUUUAGCUACACUUUAGGAUUGAAGCCCCAAUUAAACAAAAAUAAUAUGGCAAAUACCUUGCCUUGCACACAUGUGUGCACACACGAAAACUCACACACACCAAAGUUGCAUUCUUUGUUUUUAGAAAUGCCUGCAAGUAUUGCUACCCCUGUGGACUCACAGCACUGAAGGUAGACAUGGGGGUUGAGUCUUCAUGGGUGCUCCAUCAUGAAGGCUGGGAAUGAGAAUCUCUGUGCUCAAAAGCAUCAGAGCUUGUGCAGCUGAAGGCAGGAAUUAUUGUGAUUCUUUAACAGAUGUUUACAGUCAUUUCUACAUUAUCUUAUCUAUGCAGUUUCUUCCGAUGUUUGGCAAGUACUGUCAAUAACACUUGUGGUUUCAUUAAGAGAGGCUUGUGGUAAAUGUGAAGAAACAACUGGAGCUUUUUAGUGUACUGUGUUUAAAUGAAACCAUUAGCAUGUCUUUUGAAAAUAGGUUUAAAGGAGUAUAUACAGAUCUCUCUGCUACAGAGAGGAGCCCUUGCUUGUCUGAGGCUCUCUUAACAUGCUACCUAUAUUUUAACUUUCAUUAAGCAACUCACAGAAGCUGUGUGUAUACACACCCCUUCCUUUUCCAUUCAGAUGUGUGGAGUCCUCACAAUCCUGAGCAUCCCUUGUCUGCCUGCAUUUUUGAUCUCAUUUUCGGCAAACCUUUUCUGCCCAGUAGAUCAGCAAGUGGGCCAUUUGUCUUUUGCCAUGGAGACUGGUCUGCACAGAAAGUUGCAAGGGCCUCCUCAACAUUGAGUAAUCUGUUUGUCUUUUUUAAGAUGUUAGCAUUGAAAUGAAUUUACUAAAAUGUAAUUCUUCUGAAGGGUGAAAUGUUUCUACUUUUAUACUUUUUUAGGCAUCUGUGUUUGAUUACCGUAAAGCGAACGCCAAUGUGCUAAGAGAUCACAUUUCGUGUACGUAGAAAGAAAUGUUAUUGCGGGUGUGUCUGCAUGCAUGCACACAUAUAUGCAGAUGCAAAGAUGGCUCUUGAAUCGGCUAAACAGGCCUUGUUCUCCUUCAGGCCCCACCAUUACUGUGACGCAUUCUGCCAGGGCAGCCUGAGUAAUUGACUUGAAAGGCCUCCAUCUCCAAACAGCCUUUCCUCAAAGGUGGUGCACAUGCCUGUCCAGAAACUGCCUUUGAAUGUUUUUGCUGCAAGUAGCAAAGGAUUUGACUGACACAAAUUUCAGGCUUGAGAGGGGGCAGCAGCAAAACAUGGUGAGUGGAGGGAGGUGGAGCACAGAAGCAGCCACUCUGUCCAUCAAGUGGCCAGUGAACGCGUUUGCUGCUUUGGGGUGGGAUUUCCCACCUUGCUGCCACUGUCCCCUUAUGUCCUUGGAGGAGGGGAUUUUUGAUGUUCCUCCUGUUCCCCCUCUGACUUUAAAGCCAGAAAGCGUCAGGAGACACUUUGGAAGGGGCUGAAGCCAGCGCCUGUCAGGGUGUUGAUUUUGGCUGCAGGCAAGGUUUACUCUCUGCAUUGGUUUGGCUUCUUACUGAACGCAGAAAAAGUUUUAGCAUGUUGAAUAGUAUGAAAUUUAAGUUGCAUCCUAGGAUUUAACCUUGCAAGUGUGGAAUCUUUUUGUAUUCUUCAUGAUUGUGGAAUGUGGUCCGUGGUAUAAAACUUAGCAUGUUGAGAACCUCGGCUUCUAUUGUUGGCAUAAGAAAAAAUACAGGUCUCUUGCCCUCGUGAUGGGUAAUGUAGGCAGUGUGAGGAGAGCUCAGAAAGCAAGUGGGUGCCAGACUAGGCUUUCCUAUCCUUUGUGGCUCUGCUUCUGUCUCCCAGAACUGCCACCUCAGGCCUUUUAUUCUCUCCUUUUCCCUUAGUUACUUGUCUGUAGGCUCCUGAAACUUGGAAGCCAGGUAUCUUUGAAAAAUUAGGAAAAGUAUUUAAAUUGGCACUGCAGAAAAUCAGUUUCUUUGGUACAAAUUUUAUAUUGUACCAAAAACCCUAUACCAUGAAGUGUAGAGGACAGCGGGUAAAGGGCUACCCAGGUGCCUUCUGCUUCUUUGUUCACGUUAUUUAAGGGGAGAGAACAGGUGCUCCUUUCAGCCACUUGCUACUUUCCUCACUUCAGUGUGUUAGUGUCUCUAUGCAUUAUGCAAAUUACAUCCCCCUCUUGGAGAACUGAAUAGAUUUCAGCAGCUUAAAAAGACACAUGUUCCCAUUGCCUAUGGGGCCCAUAGCUGCCAAGUUAUCCCUUUUUUAAAGGGAUUUUCCCUUAUGCUGAAUAGGCUUCCUCGCGAGAAAAGGGAAAACUUGGCAGCUAUGAUGGGGCCCUCCUGUCUCUGGACUCUGAAAUACUAAAGUGGACACCGACAACUUUUGUUGCACUGCUCAGCUGUAGUUUAGCCUCAGCUUUGCCUACAUUUUACUCAGUUUUUGAAUAGAAUUGUCAAUUAUUUAUUUAAAAAGGAGGGUGGGAUAGCAAAUGUGAAGUUUCUCGUGUAAAGAAGGGUCUUGAAGGCCUGCCCCCUGAAGGGAUCAUUGACUCUCAAGGCGCAAGAAAACCUGCAAUGAUACCAGACAACAAAAGAAAUAGAUGCUUCAGGUACAUCUGUGUUCAUUUCUGUCUUGUCUGUCCCAUCCCUUGCUGCCAUAAGCUGUCAUUCAGUCUGGAAAAACAUACCCCAUCUCAGACACUUCCCACUGCAAGAAAGAUAAGCUUAGAGGCACACAUACAGCCAUGGCCUGACACCCAGAUGCUGUCAUUCCCUGACUCUCACAUAUUUUUGUAAAAGGUGGGUAGAAUGAGUAGAGGAAAUUGCUUUUGUCGCAAGAGGAGAGAUCUGCCUGAGGUCUGCUGUGUCCUUGUAGAGGGUGGGAAAGAGAAUUCUCUUUUCUCACUGUCAGAGCUGCCACUUAACAAAGUUGAGUGUUGCCAAACAUGCACAUGCUCUCCUACCCCAGGAGUGGCAGCUGUUGCAUGUGUUUCAUUGCAAGGUUCUUUCUACUAGUAUGCUGGUCUCUGGAGCAAAUUAUCUUGCUUACUGAUAUAGGACUAGGGCUGAACUAUGCUCACACAUUGGACAUCCACGCCAUCAGGCAUUCUGUGCAAUUGCUACUUGUGUGUAGGGGUUCCCUUGCAAGGCAGCCAAAUUCAGUCACCAUCAGAGGGUAGGACUGGUAUGGCAUUAGAAAGAGAUGCAUGAACUCCCUCUGGCUUAAAACCAAUAGUUCCCUGCAUGUCAGUUAACACCUGAAUAGGGUUGUGUUACCUGAAUUCGAGGAGAAAUUGAGUUCCUUUGCAAGGCUGUAACCCAAGUUCUUUGUCUUCUACUUGGACCUUCCUUCAAAUUCCAUUUUUAGUGCUGUUGCUGAACUGAGAUAUUUUUCACAGCUGCAUUUAUGACAGUAAAGGGGCUACAGCCUGGGCUACUUUACCUGCUUGCAAACAAAAUGGAUUUGAAACAAGCCCUGAAGUGGUUCCUUGCUUAUUCAGUGCUCUUUCACUAUCUUGGCCAUCUCUGAAUCCUGCUUUAGAGCUGCCGUUUAAGACAUUGGUAAUGCAUUUACUUAGGGAAACAUGGGUGCCUCAAGCUUUGUGACAACUUGCUCCAAAAACGAGGGCUGAAAGGGCUACCUGGCUGUAAUUGUCAUGCAGUAGGAAUGUUAAGAGCUGGCCUAACUUGAAUGCAAGUUAAUGAAAAUUUGCUUGCAUCUCAGUGGGGCCCUAAUGAAGAUGUAUUUGCUUGUGAACAUUCCAUCAUUUACAAAACUGAAUUGUCAUGUGUGGAAAAGUGUGUUUUCUGUCCUUCCAUGGGGUAGAAGACAGGUCAUUGUUUGGGGCAAAGUUUAUCAAAGGCAGCGUUUUCACUGUGCUUACAAAGGACUAGAUUUUCUGUGCACCUGGACAGGAAGCAAAUCCAAAUACUUGAUGCAUGCUUUACUUUUUAAAACUUAACUACAAACAUAGAAUUAUUGCUGCUACUAGUCAGGGUGGCUGUGUAGAGCAUCCAUGAGCAGAGGCACUCCUGUGCCUUUGAAUACAGCAGUAUGAGUGAGCUUCCUAGGAAGGGCACUUGGUUGGCUUUUGGUCUGAUCCAGGAGGGUUCUUCCUACAUUAAAACUUCCCAGGUAGACCAACCAACAGGAGAGGUGAGAUCAUCAUGCUGCCUUCCUCUGUGCUCUGGAAAGGUUGACUCUUUAAAACAUUUAUGAGGA
Molecule: messenger RNA, 5624 nt
Organism: Zootoca vivipara (common lizard)
Lineage: Eukaryota; Metazoa; Chordata; Lepidosauria; Squamata; Lacertidae
Product: BTB/POZ domain-containing protein KCTD5
Biological process (GO): protein homooligomerization; proteasome-mediated ubiquitin-dependent protein catabolic process
Cellular component (GO): cytoplasm; Cul3-RING ubiquitin ligase complex
Molecular function (GO): cullin family protein binding
Source: RefSeq, a predicted model, not a curated record